UUUUUUUCUAUCGUUAUUUAUUGCUUCCGUAGAUAGUUUUUUUCGUCCAUAUUUACUCCUCUGUUCGUUUUAAACUGCAAGAACGGCCUAUAGGUCGAAUGCAAUUAGUUUAAAUAAAAACAAACAGUUAGUCUGAGCGCUACAACAGACUUCCAAUAGUUGUAAUAUUCGGCAUUGCAAAUGCUACGGUGAUUUUAAGGAGCAAAACUGCAGAUAGUGACUUCCCCUUUGCCAAACAGAUUUAAAGCUUUGGAUGGGCUGAGCGUUGUUUGCUGCUGACUUCCUCGACAUUACAGGCAAAUCAAGGAGAAGAAGCAUUGCAUCCUUUGCAAACGAUUGGUUGUUUUCCCUGCUCUCAAUCUCUCUCUAUUGAUAACUUUGGAUUAUGGAAAGAAUGACAACUUGAUGAGAUUACUAUAUGCAAUUACUCAGGGAAAUCUUGAUCAGCUAAUGGGAGAAGAAACCGAAAAACUGGAGGCGGUAAAGAGCAUUUGUAAUAUCACUGAAAUUCAGCUCCAAAAAGUAAAAAAAUGCCUGGAACAAAGAAGCAAAGUUUCAAACAAAAAAGCAUUAGGCUAUGUGCGACACUUUGUCGUUUUUACGGCAAGGAAAAACUGUGAAGCUAUUUAAAUAACUCCAGUUGAAGAAACCCCUCCUUUAGUAUAUCUAAACAAAAAAAGGUCUGCAAGCGCUCUAGAGUCUGGAAACGAACUUGAUACGGAGCUAUACGAAUUUGUUCAACGUUUCAAAAGCGGAAAAACAGAUAGGAUUAGUAGGAAGAAAUGCUUUGAGAGAAAGCCAGUUAGAAA
This is a messenger RNA of Mycotypha africana, 809 nucleotides long. RefSeq lists its product as uncharacterized. NCBI's taxonomy places the organism in Eukaryota, Fungi, Mucoromycota, Mucoromycetes, Mucorales, Mycotyphaceae. Bases 406 to 630 code for a protein of 74 amino acids. The record is from RefSeq and is a predicted model, not a curated record. The transcript has a single exon.